Messenger RNA from Anarrhichthys ocellatus (wolf-eel), 1522 nucleotides. It is a transcript of the gene mrpl44, whose product is annotated as mitochondrial ribosomal protein L44. Gene Ontology annotation, molecular function: ribonuclease III activity; double-stranded RNA binding. The transcript has 4 exons. Gene Ontology annotation, biological process: mitochondrial translational elongation; RNA processing. Gene Ontology annotation, cellular component: mitochondrial large ribosomal subunit; nucleus; microprocessor complex. Lineage: Eukaryota; Metazoa; Chordata; Actinopteri; Perciformes; Anarhichadidae. The record is from RefSeq and is a predicted model, not a curated record. The coding region runs from base 18 to 1016 and encodes 332 amino acids.
UGCUGCCAGUAGCCACCAUGGCGUCCGGAUACAUACUAAAUCGUGGUGUGCUAACGUUAGGAAUUCACUGUCAGCGUGUUUGCAGAACCGUGUCAUUAUCACAGGUUAGAGAGAAGAAGCGGUGGAUGAAAGCGUACACGUACCUCAUGGCCAAGAAGUUAAAGCUUGAAGGACCUCCACCACCGAAGCCACGCUCUCAGAAGCCUCACUGGGAUUAUCAUGCUGAGGUCCAGGCGUUCAGCAGCCGCCUCCACGAGAACUUCUCCCUGGAGCUACUGAAAACAGCCUUCAUCAACCCCUGUUACCUGCAGGCGGAGCUAAGGAGGAGACAGGGGUUAGGCGUGGACUCUGAGAUUACCGCUCUCGUUCUGAAAGAUAAUAUUCAGCUCAGUGAAAGGGGAGUGAGUUUCACUAAAAGCUUCCUGAGCGACUGGUGCAGGGCCAGCUUCCCGAUCCUGCCGAGAGACGGGGUGGAGAGUGUCGUAAGGCACCUCGCCAGUUCAGCGGUCGUGACCGAUGUAGCAAGAAAUCUUGGCAUUGAAGACCUAACCAUGAGUGCAGACUGUCCUGUUCCAGAUGAUGUGCUUCAUUCAACAUUCAUGGCAGUAAUUGGAGCUCUAACGGAGAGCAGUGGAGCAGAGAAAACCGGAUUGUUCCUCAGGGAUUUCCUGGGCACUCAGCUGAUCGGGAAGGACCUGUUUGAUAUGUGGACAGUUGUCGACCCCAUGGGACUGUUGGUGGAGGAGCUUACUAAGAGGAGCGUUCCACUGCCAGAGCCUCGCCUCAUCAGAUCUGCUGGAGCCAGUACUGUCCUGCCACUAUACUUUGUUGGCUUGUACAGCGACAAGAAGCUUCUGGCUCAGGGUCCAGGAGAGACACUUGUAGCAGCCGAGGAAGAAGCAGCUCGCGUGGCCCUCCGGAUACUCUACGGCUACACCGAGAACCACAGACCCCUUGACUUCUCUCCACUACAGCAGCAUCAGCAGCCAUUAAUUCAAUCAAUCAGCAGCAAUUAAUGAAGUGUCAAUACUUCUACAGCAGUGGGAAAUAAUUUCAGGGGUCAGUUGGACAGGAAAGUAGCGCGAAUCUACUUAAGAGAUCAUUUGAGAUAAAGCACAUCUUUGUGUUUGUGGAUUACAGACUUGCUACGGAUUGUAGGGAGAAAGUUAACGUAAAUAAGGUCGCCAUCUACCUUAUUAGAUAUUAGUGUAACUGCACAUAUCAGGAUUGUUUCUUUUGUGUAUAUUAAAAUCAGUUCCCCCAGACAAAGGAGAGCAAAAUAAACCUUAUUGUCCACGUUAAUAAUGUGACUAUGAUGUAAGAUCCAGGUUUUAAUUGUAUCAUAUAUUUUAAAUAAUUUUGAUAACAUUCAAGACCACAGCUUACCUUGACUAAUAACUUAUAGAUUCAGCAGUCCAUGACAUACAAUGACCCUGAUAUCUGGUUGUAUAAAUGCUGUUUGGUUUACUUGGUCUUCUGUUAUAUGUUUUUCAUCUGUAAUAAAAAGUCAUACUUAUGUGUA